UAAAUCGCUUUCGGACUUAAUCACACUCGAACAGAAAGUAGUUUCAGAAACCUAACCUAACUUAACAAAUUGAAAUGUGUGGAAUAUUUUGUUUAUUAUCAUACGACAAAAACAAUGAAGAAACAUUACUCAACAAGUUUGAGCUGUUCAAAGAGCAAAUUUCGCGAAGGGGCCCAAAUUCGUUAAACACUGACUUUUGCGAGCUAAAUAAUUGCAAUAUUUUGUUUGGUUCAAGUGUCUUGUGGCUUCAAGGGACUGAUAUUACGACACAACCUUAUAAAAACGACAAUUCUGUCUUUGUGUACAAUGGGGAUGUUUUUGGGGGUUCCCAAAUCGGACGACAAUUAGAAAAUAGUGGUGCGGGAGAUACGAGACUAUUUUUUGAAGCUUUGGAAAAUUCGGAGGAUAUUUUAGAGACAUUAGGUGGUAUUGAGGGGCCCUACGCCUUCGUGUACUUAAAUAGAACACAAAAUAGGCUUUAUAUUGGCCGUGACGUUUUUGGCAGACGUAGUCUUCUAAUCGGCAGAAAUCAAAAUGAACUUGUAAUUUCGAGUGUUGCCAAAAGGGGUACACAGUUUGAGUUUAAGGAAGUGCCAAGUAUUGGCAUAUUUUUCAUUGAUCUUGAUACAAAAACGUGGAAGAUUUUUCCAUGGCGUCGGAAAAACAAAAACUUCACUGAAAAAUUACAGGAAUUUGAGUUAUUUAUUAGUCAGACUGUGUUAACACAAUCUGUUACAUUUGACCAAAAUAAAAUCUUCAUUCCUCCUAGUGAAACACAACUAAAACUGUUGACUGAAAUUUUAAAUCUGCCAGCGGGUGAUUUAUUUAAUUUUUUGUUUAAUUCCCCGUUUAUGAAAAAUAUUUUACAAUUGAAAGAACUUCUCAAAAACAGUAUAAAAAGACGUAUUUUGACCCAACCAAAAUUUUGCCAAAAUUGUUUCAAAAAAUACGACUGUGAUCAUGCAAUUACUGGAAUUUUAUUUUCGGGGGGUGUCGAUUGUGCCGUUUUGGCCCUUCUUGCGAGUACAAUAAUCGACCCUUUGCGUCCUAUUGACUUAAUUAAUGUGGCUUUUGAAAGGGGGGGUUCUUAUGAUACCCCCGAUCGUAUUACCGGAUUUAACACCCUAACAGAAUUACAAAAUUUGUGUCCUAACCGGAAAUGGAAUUUCGUUCAAGUUAAUGUAACACGAGACGAGUUAGACCAGUGUAGACGUGCCCGAAUUUCCGAUUUAAUUUAUCCAUUAAAUUCCAUUCUUGACGAUAGUUUAGGUUGUGCUUUGUGGUUUGCCAGCCGAGGAGUAACCCCGGAUUACACAUCGCCUUGUAGAACUUUGUUGGUAGGGAUGGGAGCCGAUGAGCUAUUUGGGGGCUACACGAGACACCGAGCUGCGUUUCAAAAAAACUCUUGGGAGGGUUUGAACGAAAUUUUGGACGAAGAUUGGCAAAAUUUGCCUUAUAGAAACUUAGCCAGGGAUGACCGAAUGGCCUCAGACCAUGGGCGACAACUCAGAACGCCUUAUUUGGACGAAGAAGUUGUGACAUUUAUACGCAAUUUGGACACUUGGGACAAGACCUUUCCGUCAAUGAAAUUGCAAGGAUUUGGGGAGAAAAUUCUGCUUAGAAGCCUUGCGUAUCAUUUGGGACUUACAAACGCCGCUGUUUUAAAAAAACGGGCUUUGCAAUUUGGUUCAAGGAUUGCAAAUUCGAAAGAUAAGGGACACGAGAUUUCUCACAAUUUAGUAACUUAGUUGCAAUAAAAAAUUGGAAAGAUUUAAA
Messenger RNA from Tribolium madens (black flour beetle), 1776 nucleotides. RefSeq names its product asparagine synthetase domain-containing protein CG17486. The record is from RefSeq and is a predicted model, not a curated record. Gene Ontology annotation, molecular function: asparagine synthase (glutamine-hydrolyzing) activity. The transcript has 4 exons. Lineage: Eukaryota; Metazoa; Arthropoda; Insecta; Coleoptera; Tenebrionidae. The coding region runs from base 75 to 1748 and encodes 557 amino acids.